Messenger RNA from Symbiodinium natans, 1299 nucleotides. The record is from the annotation of a GenBank genome assembly. NCBI's taxonomy places the organism in Eukaryota, Dinophyceae, Suessiales, Symbiodiniaceae.
AUGCUGUCUUCCAACGCCGCCUUCACGGUCAUCAGCCCGUCCACAAUUGCUCCACAGGUGCAUGUGGAGCCACAGGCCACCAAGGCCAACAACGCGGGCACAUGGGUCUCCAGCAGCACAGGCACCGCGCUGGCAGCGGCUGGCCUCGUGACGGCGACCGGCCUGCGACGCAAGGCCCGCGGUGCCCGGGCGGCAAAGACCGGUCCCGUUGCCACCGGUCUGUCCAGCUCUGUGGGCAGUGAGACCUACUUCCGAGACCAGCUGGUGGCCUGCCGUGCACAGCUGGAUGGAGUGGAGGCCCCGACCCUGGAGGAGACCGACCAGCACAUCCAAGACGUGCAGGACUUCGCCAAGCAGGCUCUAGCUGGAGCAGCUGCUGCCAUGGUCUUCACAUCGUCCAUGGAGUCCGCGGUGGCCUACCCCAUCUUCGCACAGCAGAACUACGCCAACCCGCGCGAGUACACCGGCAAGAUUGUGUGCGCCAACUGUCACCUGGCCUCGAAGCCCAUUGAGGUGAGGAUUCCGCAAGCCGUCUUGCCGGACACUAUCUUCAAAACUGAAGUGGAGAUCCCGGCCAAGUAUGCGAAGCGCCGCCAGCCCAUCGCAGAUGGAUCCAAGGGGCCGAUGAACAUCGGAGCCAUUGCCGUGAUGCCAGAGGGCUGGAAGCUGGCUCCAAAGGAUCGUUUGCCGAAGCCAUUGAAGAAGGAGAUGAAGGGGCUUGCAUGGUCUGCCUACAGCAAGGAGUACCCCAACAUCGUGGUCGCAGGGCCGGUUCCCGGCGAGACCUACGAGAAGAUGGUCCUGCCCGUCCUGGCCCCAGACCCCAACACCGAUGACAAGAUUCUCUUCGGCAAGGGCAUCUUUUACUUCGGUGGCAACCGCGGCCGUGGCCAGGUCUAUCCAGAAGGCAACCAGAGCAACAACAACCAGUUCUUCGCCAGUGCGACUGGCACCGUGACCGCUGUCGAAGGCUUGAAGGUGACCAUCACCACCCCGUCUGGGGAGGCCAAAACUCAGGAGAUGCUGCCUGGUUCGGACAUUGUCGUACAGGUGGGCGACGAGGUGGAGAAGGAUGAGCCGAUCACCACCAACCCCAACGUCGGUGGAUUUGGGCAGGAGGAGAAGGAGUGCAUCCUUCAGGACACUCGGCUGGCUUUGGGCGAGCUGUUGCGAGUUUUCAUGGACAUGAAUCGCGUCUAUGCCUAUUGCGCGUUUGCCUUUUCUUGCUUCAUUGCUCAGCUGUCUUUCGUCCUCAAGAAGAAGCAGUUCGAGAAGGUGCAGCUCGCGGAAGGCUUCUGA